This is a messenger RNA of Myxozyma melibiosi, 3354 nucleotides long. RefSeq names its product Hamartin protein-domain-containing protein. Bases 269 to 3226 code for a protein of 985 amino acids. Gene Ontology annotation, biological process: negative regulation of TOR signaling; regulation of cell cycle. The transcript is spliced from 3 exons. Lineage: Eukaryota; Fungi; Ascomycota; Lipomycetes; Lipomycetales; Lipomycetaceae. The record is from RefSeq and is a predicted model, not a curated record. Gene Ontology annotation, cellular component: TSC1-TSC2 complex.
GCAGAGAUCGAGGAGACUUCUUGGAAUAGUUGGAGCUGCUUUGUUUGUUGAAGAGAGUGUUGUUCUGCUGUAUUGUAUUCUGUAUUGUAUUGCUCUUCUCUAUCCACUCUUCUCUGCGGUUGAAUCAUGUCGGUCUAAGUGCUGCUCUACCAUCUCAGCCCAUCAGCGAGCAGCCUGUUUCAACCUCUUCCCCUCGAAGCAAGCAAGUCUUUGCCGCACUCCUGCUCUCCUCUCUUCCGGCUGUGUAUAACCAUCACCAUCUUCCUGCAUGUCCGGAUCGCUGCGCGAGCUCUCAAAAGCCAUCUCGGCAGCUUUUGCGAGCAAAAACCUCUCCGCUCUCUGCGUCGACCGCCCUGAGCUGCCCGAGUCGAUCUCCGCCGCGCUCACCCAAUACUUUUCCAAGCACGAACACGGCGACCCCAACGACGCCCUCAGACUGCACGAUGAUCUCGCGCUCAUCUUCAACACGCGCGUCGCCGAGGCUGAUACCGUCGCCGAAGCCAUGUUUGUGCAGGUCUUGCAGCAAGUCACGCCCGUGCUUAUGGCGAGCAAGGAAAAGACGCAGUAUUGGAUCCAGCAGAUGAUGAUCCUCGCUCUUGACUCCGACUCCAGAUCGCGAGUCAUCGUCGAGGACUCGAGACAGUUUCUGUUCAAUGUCAUGGUCUUUGACGUCUACAACCCCUACGGCGCGGUCUUUCCUGCAGAGUACUACGAAGAACUCUCGACCUCGGUCGCAGACUCUCUCCUGCAAAUCUUCCUCGGUAUCAAGAAACUUCCUGGUCUUGACGCCGCCGAAGACGACCAAGACAACCGCGAGCGCGCCUUCCAGUGCGUGCAAAACGCCGAGCGCGAGCUUCGAAGAUUUGGCAGCCGCCGGCCAAAAGCUCUCUUCACAGUUCUAGACUCCUACUUUAUCCAACCCGAACACCGCAUCUCCGUCCUCAGCCUACUCUGCAGCUUUCUGCAAGCUCAGCCGCCGUACCUGUUUGAGACUCAUGAUUCCCAACUGGUCGAGCAUCUCUAUCAGUGUCUGCUGCAUGACAAAUCGGCGGUUGCAAUGAACCUUGCUUCUACCGCCUUUGUCAUGCUGCUGCCGCAUAUAUGCAGCAUCAUGGGGUCUAUCUUGCCAAAGAUAUUCUCAAUCUACGCCAGGCUGCUAUACUGGGAUGUCUUGUUUAGAAAGAACUACUCGGAAGAGUCGGAUGAGGGUGCGUCUUCGAAAGUGGAUGAGCAGGUGAAUAGCAGCGGCCGGGGUAAUAUCGCGUACGGCGGAGUGUACUAUAACAGCGAACCACAGGACAACAACGUUGGUACGAUUUCUCUGGGCGACACUUCAACCUCUACUACAGACGAGUGGAGGGUACUAGAAGGAGCAGUGGACGACCCAGCCGGAGCAGGCCGGGACUCUUCAGCAGUAAACUACAGCCGUCUGUACACGUUCAUCUACGGCACAUACCCCAUCCACUUCCUCACAUUUAUCACCAACCCCCGCCGGUAUUUCCACAUGGUCCAAGCCACGAUGAGCAAACACAUCGACUUUGACAUCGACGACAUCUCGCGCCGAUCGCAGCACUUAUCACGGCGGCAUCUGCUGCACCCCAAUUUCUUCCGAUACACGUUCGAGACCGAACUCACAGACAAAAACCGCUGGGAGGUAGCCGGUACUGCGGAGGAUAUCGCUGCGUUUUGUAUCACUCUGGAUACCGGCAACAUGGAGAUGCCGGAGAUUCCCGAGCCGGCGGUGAUUUUCCGCGGGUUUCAUGAUCAGGCUGAGCGGGCGUUCAACCAGUCGUUUGAUGGCGGUAAAGAGCUGCAGCAGCCAGUCGAAAAUGCUGCUCCUGGUGAGGAUGCUGCGGUGGAUACGGCAGAGGUGGGAUCGUUUAAUGAUCUCAGUCUUGAUGAUAUCCCGGAAGACAGCUUUCUGUUUGCCGCGGGAGGCGAUACGGCAGCCGUGGUGAGCGGACAACGCGCGUCUGCUAAAUCCUCAGAGCACGGCUCGGUCGGAGCUGGCGCUGUACCUGAAGGAAUCAGCACGUUCAAAUCAAACCCCGGCUCGGUCUCGUCGAUGAGCGCGUCAGGCGACGUGUCGACGACGGCAUCGCAGAUGCAGCACAGACGGAUAGUUGAUAUCGAGUCCAUCCUCGACAGCCAUAAAGACAUCAACAGCCGGGCGAUUUCGCGGCACGGAUCGGAAGACGGAUCGGUUAAUUUCCCGUCGCCGUUGACGAGAGUGAGCAGUGCCGAUCCACCAGCGACUUCGAUUUCGCCUGUCGCGAGCCGCGAGGAGACGUCGUCUUUUCUGGCGGCGCAGAGUAGUGCGUUGUCGCCGAAAGCUUCGGCUGCGAGUGAUGCGCCUGGCACGCCGUCUGGUACUGUUUCCAACCUGUCACUGCAGAUCCGCGACAGUCCGUCUGGAUACAUGCAGCUUUCGCACAGUAUCACCACUGGCUCUGGAGGGUUUGGUGGAGGAGGCAUUCCCAGAGUCGGCGGAGAGGGGUCGGAGAAUAGCGACGAGGCGAAAUUCGUGACUGCGUAUUUCCAGAAGCAGCUGCUGACCUUGCGCAACGAGCUUAACUUUGAACGAUACCUGAAGCAACUACGUCUGCGAAACCUGCGGCGUCUGAAAGAGCAGUACUCUGAGCUCCAGAGAGACGACGCGAGUAUCCAAGGCCUUAUCCUCUCCAACAAUUCCCUGCAUGUCAAGCUGCAGCGACUACAGAACGACGCCAAGAAGCAGCACGCAAACCUGACCAACAUCGCGACCGACCGCGCAAAGUACGCGAACCAGCUGCUGCAAAAGAACCGCGAUUUGCGCGCGGAACGGGAGAUCUGGCGGUCCGAAGAGGAAACGGUGCGGGGCGCGCUCGACGCUUCUAGACGCGAGGUCGAGAUGCUCAAGAAGGACUUUUUGGAUAAAGAGGCUGAGAUCGAGCGGUUGAAUCGCAGCUUGGCAAAGGCGACGGCGAUGGUUGGCGAAGCUGUCGAGUUGCGGGAGAAGUACUCUGAGCUCCGGGCGCGUUUGUUUGAGAAACACGCGCGGGGCGCGGAUCAGGGGACAUUGUCGAUGGAGAACGAGGAGAAAUCGUUUUUGAAGCUGCAGGUUGCAAAGUUGGAGAUGCGGGUGAAGGCUUCUGAGCUCGAGAGCGAGAACGCAAAGAAGGGGUAUGCUGCUCGGGUCGAGGAGUUGGAAGCUGAGUUGAGGAGGGUGCAAAGUAAAGGAAAGUAAAGUAAAGUAAAAGUCUGGAUGGAGUUUUUGUUUGUCUGUAAUAUAUUAUUGUGUGUUUUCUUUACAAGUUUAUUGUUUAUAGUUGAAUAAUCAGUAGUUUUAAUAGGAAAUUCUGUGAAUAUUUACAC